CACAAAUCAACCACGCCCACCCAAUCAAUUAUUGUCUCUCUCUUGGCCCUCACAACAAAGUGGCCCUCACAAGAACAGUUCUAAAUAUCUAUCUAUCCCACAAGACCAAGACAGGCAAAGCCUGGCUGUUAACUCUUGCCUCUAAAGAUUGCCAGUCUCCAGAAGAUGUCAACAGACGAGGUGAAUGGGUCGGGGGCGGUUGAAGGGGGAAUCCCCGUCGAUGACCUCAAUGAGUCUGACGAGGGUCUGCUCGACAGUGACCAAGAGGAGGUCAAAGGUCAGGAAAAAGAAGAGGAGUUUCGUUAUCCUGACGAGGGUGAACUAGACUAUGACGAGCUCAUGGAGAAUGAGGGUCCGGAGGAGGAGGUCAAAGUUCCUCUAGCGGAGGAUAUAGAAGAAGGAGAAGUGACCUCGGACGAGGAGGGGGAGAUUAAAGAGUCUGAUGAUGGUGGCAAUGAAGCCACACCCACUGCUCCGCCCACUACCACAGACACGCAUUCAGUACCAGAGUCCAAUCAGGACACAAACACCACCACCACCACAGGUAAAGGUCUGGACAAGGGUUCUCCAGUGAUGGCCCCCUCUCAGUCCCCCCGGGGGAGAGACUCUAGUUCUGACGAGGGAAGUGGGCGUGGCAAGGGGAGGGAGAGGCACCGUAGCGGAGGAGAGGGCUCAGAGAAAGUACCGACAUUGUGUAGACACUUUCUGGGAGGCAAGUGUAACUGGGGUGGCAAUUGUCGCUUCCUUCACGAGAAUCCAGCAGCUCUGAACGAUAGGCCAGACAGACUGGGGGGUAUGGAGGAUUUCCGUGGGGGACCCCCUGAUGGGCCGUGGGGAAUUCCCAGGGGAUUUCCCCCUCCACACUUCAUGCCAGGGCCGAGACCAAUGGGUCAUCCUCGAGACCUUCCCCCACACAUGGACCCGAGGGGUCAUAUGCCCCACCCCCCUCACGGCCGAGGGGGCUUUGGGAUGCAUCACCCCAUGCACGUACCCUUUGGACCCAUGCACUCUCGUGAUAUGGGCCGACCUUUUGACCCCAUGAACCGUGGAGGUAUGGAGAGAGGACGACCACCAUACCCACCAUUCCCUGGCAGGGACGGGGGCAGAAAGAAUGAGAAGAUGGCUGAGGUGACGGAGGAAACUGAUGGUUGGAUGAGAUUGAGGACAGUGACUCGUGAUUGGAGCAGUGACGAGGAGGGUGGUGGGAGACCAGAGGGGGACCUCCGAGACAGGAUCAGGGUGCGGCGUGGCAGAGAGGGUGACUCAGACAGUGAGCGUGAGAGGAGACAGCGAUCUCAGAGAGGGGGGGCAGAUGAUUGGACUGACCCCUGGGCUAGGGACGUCAAGAAGGGAAAGAAAAAACGAAGAAAGGCGAGCACGAGUGGACACAGCUCAGACAGUGAUGAGGGGGAGGCUAGUCCCAGGAAGAGGUCUAAAGUGAGCAGCAGCAGACAAAAGAAGGAGGCAGAGGUCUCAGACUCUGACAGUGGAAACAAGAGCAGUAGAAAAAAGAAGAAGAAAGUUAAGAAGACCAAAAAACAGUCAGACUCUUCUGAAAGCAUCUCUGAGAGUGAGGUAGAAAAGAAAAAGAAAAAGGAUGGAAGUAAAAAGAAAAAGAAGAAGUACAAGGAAGGAGACAGCUCAGACGAGGAAACAAAGAGAAAGAGAAAGAAGAUCAAACACUCUCAUCACCUGAGUUCCUUAUCUCCACCUCCCCCUGUUCCGAGGGGGUAUGGAAUGAGGAAUGAUUUCUACCCCCCACCACACUACCCUCCACACAUGCCCCCCCAUCCGUACGACCUCCCACCUGUGAUACGCCCACCACACGUCUCCCCUAAGAAGGACCAGUUUGGACGGGACAUCAGCAAACGAAUGGAGUACGAGGAUUCACGUAGACACAGACGUGGUGGAGACCGCCAUCCUCAUCAUGAUGACCAUGUCCCCAUUCACCGUCAGCCCUGGGACCCUCGGAGAUGGCCACACCCCUUUAACGAGGGACGAAGGAGCUCAGAAGAUGCUAGUGGCAGUCCCACACCUCCGGCCAAUCCAGAGAGUGGGUCCAGUGAGGAGGAGAAGAGCAGACGAAAGAAAAGCAAGAAGAGCAAGUCAAGUGUUGGUGAGAAACCACCACUCUCACACAAAGAGAAGCUAAUAAAGGAAUUGGAGGCUAUAAAUAAAGUCAUUGAGAAGAAGAAAUCAAAGAAACGCUCACACUAGUUUAGGGUAUUACAAUUUUCUCUGGUGUAUAAAUUCUCAAUUUCAGACAUAUCUCAUGUCUCUAUACAUGUACAAUAAUGUAAUUUAUUGUUAAUUAUAAAUUUUUUGCACUGCUGCUUUAUCGAUUUGGUAAAGAUCA
Halichondria panicea is the source of this 2356-nucleotide messenger RNA. Its product is annotated as zinc finger CCCH domain-containing protein 18-like. Lineage: Eukaryota; Metazoa; Porifera; Demospongiae; Suberitida; Halichondriidae. The transcript has 14 exons. Gene Ontology annotation, molecular function: metal ion binding. The record is from RefSeq and is a predicted model, not a curated record. Bases 166 to 2217 code for a protein of 683 amino acids.